Molecule: messenger RNA, 2952 nt
Organism: Diuraphis noxia (Russian wheat aphid)
Lineage: Eukaryota; Metazoa; Arthropoda; Insecta; Hemiptera; Aphididae
Biological process (GO): DNA integration; proteolysis
Molecular function (GO): aspartic-type endopeptidase activity; nucleic acid binding
Source: RefSeq, a predicted model, not a curated record
AUGCCGCCGUCUGUGGGUGACAUCGAGCGUGCUGAACGAUCUUUAAAGCGUAGCAUUGUUAAAAGAGAUUGCACUGUUGAACAGUUUAGAACACUCAUGAAAUUAAGUGAGAACAUUGAAUCUGAUUCCGAUCAAAAGACGCUUUUUCGGGUCCGAUUUGGUGACCUCGACAGCCUGUUAGCCAAUUUCCAUACCGAUCAGGACGAUAUYCUUGACCAAUUAAUUAUCCUAUCGCGCGAGGAAGAAUUUGUCAAGUCACAUGCGUCUAUUGAAGCAAUUAUAUUGGACAAUUUUUAUAAGGUGCGAGCUGUUGCAGCUAACCAUCACUUAGAUGCUGAUCGAAGUGUUCAAAAUGUCUCGUCACGGAGCACACGUAGCAAUAUUCAAUUACCGAAAAUUCUAUUGCCACAAUUUAAUGGUGAUCUCCAGCAAUGGUGUUCUUACCGUGACACGUUCACGUCUUUAGUUCAUGAAAACGAUGAAUUGUCUGACAUAGAAAGAUUUCAUUAUCUGUUAUCAUCUUUAUCGGGUCAGGCAUUACCUAUUGUACGUUCGAUACCCUUCACGGAGGUCAAUUAUAUGGUUGCAUGGGAGGCAUUGCAUACUCGUUUUGACAACAAACGAUUAUUAGUAAAUUAUCAUCUGGACGCUAUGUUUGCCUUUUGUCCGCUCACCAGUGAAUCAGUAUCAGGUUUAAAACGGUUUUUAGACACUUUCCAACAGAACAUUUCCGCUAUAAAGRCACUAGGCGUUAACGAUUUGGCUGGUUUCUUACUAUUUUACAUAGCAUCUCGGUGUCUAGAUGCGCAGUCAAAACGUUUGUUUGAAGCGGAGCAACAUACUAAUGAGACUCCGACUAUUGAUAUUUUAUUAAAGUUUGUCAACAAUCGAUGCAAAAUAUUACAAAAUUCUACAUCGACAUGUUUACCUAAACAAACGGAAUCGAAUAAAAAAUUACACCAUAAAUCUUCAUUGUUCACGUCCAACAUUCCUGACCAAGGACAACAAAAAUCUUGUACCAUGUGUAAAGAUUCUCAUUUCUUAUUUCAAUGCUCUAAAUUUAGUUCUCUACCAGUCCAACAGCGAUUCAAAGCAGCACAGUCGCGUCGUCUUUGCAUGAACUGUUUGAGUGCUCAUCACAAAACAUCCACAUGUCAAUCAAAACACACGUGCCGCCAUUGUGCUCAAAAGCAUCAUACACUACUUCAUCUCGAUAAGUCAGUUGUAAAACCCAAAUCAAUUGAAUCGAGUCAGGAUAGUACAGUGUCCCMGUGUGUUGACAACACUUCGCCAGGGAAUUCAUCGAAUGACGAUGUCACCUUUUCAGGUACAACUUAUACCUCCAGUACCGUUGUUCUUGGCACAGCAAUCGUUCAUAUACGCAAUAGCUUGGGUAUGUGGUCACCUAUUCGUGUACUAAUCGAUUCGGGGUCACAAAUAUCGGUCAUUACGAACGCAUGUGUCACCAGAUUAGGCUUACCACGUCGACAAUGUAAACAUACAAUCGUGGGAUUGUCACAUACACCCGUACGCGAAACAAAGGGUAUAACUGCCUGUACAAUAAAACCAGAGCUUUCAAAUGCUCCCCUCAUCUCGUGYGAACCCGUAAUAAUGUCAAAAAUUACCGGGGCUAUGCCCACCGUAAAAUUAAACUCGUCUAUUCGAUUAAUUUAUAACGAUAUCCGUUUCGCUGAUCCACAGUUUGAUGUACCGGGUCCCAUCGAYUUUUUAUUAGGUGCUGAUAUACACAGUAUGAUCUUAAAGGACGGUGGUGGAGUUAUUCAUACGGACGGCAUACCAUCAGUGUACGAAACAYUGAUAGGAUGGAUUUUAUCGGGUACGUCCGUGAACAACAAUACAUCACAACUUACAUCMCUUAUGUUAACGACUGAACCGUCAAUUGACCAAUUGAUGCAAAGUUUUUGGAGUAUUGAAGAACCGUCUCCCCCUUCUGUACCGUUUACCGACGACGAUAUUUGCGAAGAAAUAUUCUCGCGUACGACGACACGUGAGGAAAAUGGUCAGUAUGUCGUUUCUUUUCCAUUUCGGGUAAACCCCGCGGAAUUGGGAGAUUCGUAUCACACGGCGCUUUCGCGCUUUUAUAAUUUGGAACGAAAACUUCAACGUGAUGCUAAUUUAUACGACGAAUAUCGGAAGUUUAUGGUUGAAUAUGAAGAGUUGGGGCAUAUGAAACCCGCAACAAGUAAAGGUACGUACUUCAUACCACAUCAUGCUGUGGUAAAGUAUACGGGUGACCAAUUAAAGUUAAGAGUGGUUUUCGAUGCGUCCGCGCACUCUACGUYACAAUUGUCACUCAAUGCCUUACUAUACACCGGACCCAAAUUACAGACGGAUAUUGCUGAACUAUUACUUCACAGUCGUCUCUACCCGUAUAUGUUCACAGCCGAUAUAUGUAAAAUGUAUCGGCAGAUUUUGAUUUCACAGCGCGAUCGUCAAUAUCAACAUAUAUUAUGGCGUGAUUCACCAUCGAAGUCGCUAUGUGAAUAUGAAUUGUGUACCGUGACAUACGGUGUGUCAGUAUCGCCAUACCAGGCUAUUCGCGUGUUACAUCAACUUGAGGUAGACAAUGGAMAACAAUAUCCCGCCGCAAAAAAUAUAUWSUCUACAAAAACCUAUGUUGAUGAUGUCAUCACUGGCGCCGAGUCUAUUUCAGAAUUAGUUCUCGUUCAAUCACAACUUCAAAAAUUAUUAGCUCACGGUGGAUUUGUGUUAAAAAAGUGGGCAAGUAACUGUGCGGAAGUUUUAAGGUCCAUUYCAGUUGAGGAUAGAACAAUAACAUUGUCAUUUGAUCCCAAAGAGGAAUCAUCAAUAAAAAUAUUAGGUCUACAUUGGGAACCCACGUCGGAUGUAUUUAGCUACCAUACUACUGCAUCAACAAAUAUGUACACUAAACGGUCAAUAUUGUCAACCAUAGCAAAACUGUACGACCCG